UUCCGAAUUGCGCAGCCCACCAAGCUUCUGCUGACUGAGCAAAGUGAACCGAGCAAAUCCGCCACGACUCUUCCAUCAUCAUCAUCAUCAUUGUCAUCAUCAACAUUCGCAUCUGUCGGAACGAUCUGAAAACACCGUCGGCCACGAGCAGCCCUUUGCUAUCACAUCUAUAAAUCACAUAAUACUAAUACCGCUAUAAUAUCUACCAAUCGUUCUUCUACACCGAAGCCACUGCAAAAUUGCACCGCGAUUCUCGCUCUCCGUCAUAAAAUCGAAACCAUACGCUGUUGUUGGAAAGUGUGACAGCCGCACGCGACAAUAUGGCUGAACAAUCGGUGCACUUGAACUGGUCGGCGCCGUUCAAUGUUACGCACCCCUCGCGGAUCGCAAGCAAAGACUUGCAGGGCGACAAGAUUCUUCUCCCGCAGUCCGCCUUGGAGCAGCUCCUUUCCGCCUCGACGACCAUCUCGACAACCCCUUCGAACUCCCAUACUUUCACCGCCUUCGACCCUUACAAUCCAUACUCUGUCGCUGCCGCGCGUCGAGAACGCUCAAAUUUCCGUGAAACCACGCAACAGUUACCGCAUCCAUUGAUGUUCCAACUCAUCAACCAGAGCAAUGGGAAUUCUGUCUUUGCCGGUAUACGGGAGUUCUCGGCUAAUGAGGGGGAGGUUGCCUUGAGCCCUUACCUUCUCGAAGCAUUGGGUAUCCAUGAGGACGACAUCAAGGAUACCUCGCCGCCAGCAGAUACACAAACGGAUGGGCCAGAGGUUAUCGACCUGACGGAGGACGACGCUAUCAACCAGACGACCCAAGGUUACCAAAUCACAGUCAAGGCUCGGCAACUACCAAAGGGCACUUACUUACGCCUACGUCCCCUCCAGGCUGGCUACAACCCAGAUGACUGGAAAUCUUUACUCGAAAGACAGCUUCGCGCCAGCUACACUACCCUCACAAAAGACUCCAUUCUCUCCGUUACGGGUGUCAAAGGCGAAGAGUUCCGUUUUCUUGUUGACAAGUUCCAACCUGAGGGUAACGGCAUAUGUGUGGUAGACACCGAUCUCGAGGUCGACAUUGAACCGCUUAACGAAGAGCAAGCUCGCGAAACACUACGACAAAUAGCCGAAAAGGCGCAAAAUUCACCGGGGACGGAGGCUGGCAGUUCAAUUGGCCAUGAAAUAGACAUCUGGAAGGAUGUCCAUGGUCAAGUUUUAGCAGGGGACUAUGUUGACUAUACUUUACCCUCCUGGGACAGGUCACGCCCCCUUGCUAUCGAGCUGUCGAUUGAAGACGAUCAAGAGGUUGAUCUCCUCAUUAGCCCCAAGUCCAGCCGACAACGAGCGCUGCCCCGGGAUUACGAGCAUGUCUUUGCCGAUUUCUCAUCGCCAAAAGAUGGUGUAAAGCGCGUCAUCAUCCAGCCUGCCAAUAUUGAACUCGAGGGUGCGGAAAGCCUCCUGAUAGCCGUUUAUGGCUCCUCGAUACCAGAUCAGCCUACUUCCACGGCCGCACCUCGACGAUACACUCUCCGAGCCAAGGCUGAAGAGGUGCAAGGUUCCGCAACAGCACCGGUUGUUCUCGCGAGUUCACCCGCAAAGAAUGCCGACGAAGAGCAGUGCAAGAACUGCUUGCAGUUCGUGCCAAAGCGGACGAUCGUUUUACACGAGAACUUCUGCGUCCGAAAUAACGUUGUUUGCCCUCAUUGCAAAAAUGUCUUUCAAAAAUCAUCCGAGGAGUGGGCUGCCCACUGGCACUGUCCAACUCACCCCGAGGCGUAUGGCUCAACACCAUUUAGCAAAAGCAAGCACGAUUACAUCCAGCACACAACUCACGUUUGCCAGUCUUGUGGACCAUCUAGCCCGUUCUCUUUCCCAUCCAUGACCGAGCUGGCGCGCCACCGCACGACCGUGUGCCCUGGCAAAAUUAUCCUGUGUCAGUUCUGCCACCUCGAGGUUCCUCAGGAAGGUGAUCCGCUUGGUCCAGCUUCGGAGGCAGAGACUGUCAUAUCAGGUCUGACCGCCCAUGAGCGAGCCGACGGUGCUCGCACGACCGAUUGUCAUCUGUGCGGAGCCAUUGUCCGUCUGAGGGACAUGGCUGCCCACAGCACAAAUCAUGAGCUGGACAAGGUGUCCCGCCCCAAACCGGAAGUAUGCAGAGACGAGCUCUGUGGGCGGACUCUACAUGGUGUUGGUCCUCGUGGGCAAAUCAAUGGCGGAACCCGAAUGGGCCAAGGCCCAGGUAACGACCUCGGUCUUUGUAGCCUAUGUUUCUCUCCGCUCUACGUUAGCAUGUAUGACCCUGAAGGCAAAGCAUUGCGGAGGAGGAUCGAAAGGCGCUACCUCGCUCAGCUGAUGACCGGCUGUGGUAAGAAAUGGUGCCAAAACGAAUGGUGCAAGACAGGUCGCGCCAACAAGGGGCUAGAACCCCUAGGCUCUAGUGCUGCGGCUGCUCUACCCUUGGUGAAGCCACUUUUGGAAGACAUCAGAGACUGCUCAAAGCCUAUGCACUUCUGCGUCGAUGAGGCAUCUCAGCGCCGUAAGAAGACCGCCGAGAUGCUGGCUGCAGAAGGUGUCUGGGAGCGAGAGUGGUGCAUUGCUGCACUUGAAGCUGAGGGUGGUGAUCUUACAAAGGCCAGAAGCUGGUUGGCUGACUGGGCGCCGACAAAAUUCGGCAAGUAAUACGGUACACGCAAUCUUUGAAGAUAAACGGGCUGGUUGGCCUGGAGCAGCAAUCCGGGUAUGGCAUCAUAGACGAUUUGAAUGAUUGAUACCCAUUAAUAGAGUUAGAUGGCAUUCAGGAUUUUAUAGAGCAACAAGCAUCAGUUUCUUUUCAUACCAUCAACAUACAUGUUUCUUUGGGCUGUAUCUUCU
Molecule: messenger RNA, 2867 nt
Organism: Neurospora crassa OR74A
Lineage: Eukaryota; Fungi; Ascomycota; Sordariomycetes; Sordariales; Sordariaceae
Product: ubiquitin fusion degradation protein
Exons: 1
Coding region: 321-2675 (784 amino acids)
Cellular component (GO): VCP-NPL4-UFD1 AAA ATPase complex
Molecular function (GO): polyubiquitin modification-dependent protein binding
Source: RefSeq, a predicted model, not a curated record